Molecule: messenger RNA, 1682 nt
Organism: Paramacrobiotus metropolitanus
Lineage: Eukaryota; Metazoa; Tardigrada; Eutardigrada; Parachela; Macrobiotidae
Exons: 3
Coding region: 158-1528 (456 amino acids)
Molecular function (GO): GTP binding
Source: RefSeq, a predicted model, not a curated record
CAUUAUUUUCAUAUUUUAACGCAGUAAACUUCCCUUUAAAGCGCUAGUGUUGCAUCUGUUGGGAGUUGGUUGUUGAGUGCGUCGUUGUGAAAUCAGUCUGCACCGAUUAUUAUUGCAUACAGUGUUUCUGUGAAAGAAAAGGAAUCCGUGCCAGAAAAUGUUUCGACCUUUGAUUAAGAACCCCGGUACCGCACGAUAUCGCCGUUACACCAACCGACCAUGUGGCAUACUGAUCGGGCAAACGGGCGUCGGGAAAACCACCUUGAAGAACCGUCUGUGUAACACCAACCAUUUGGCUGGUGCAUCCGAAGGCAGCGUAACCCAGCAGCUGGUGAAGAACGAUGUCAGUGUCGGGACGAAUGCCUUCUCCUUGAUCGACACACCAGGAACCGACAGCCAAACUCACACGUACAAGCAUGCUGUUCUGCUGCGUGCCGGACUGACCGCCACGGACCUGGCCACGCUCUUUAUCGUCGUGAAAUACGAGAACCGGUACUACAAGAUGAUCGACAAUUAUCUGCAAGCGGAACAGCCGGUGGCGAACUUCACCCGGAAAAUCGUCAUCCUCAUCUCGCACAUGGACAAUGCCGGGGAUCCGGGAGCUGAGUUCGCAAAAAUCUGCCAGUCGCUCAUGGAAGCCAGUCCGAAUGUCGCCAACGUGAUUUUCUUCUCGGAGCGAAGCAAUCCAAAUUCUGUUGCUGAGCUACUGUACGCCUGCAUGUCCAACAUGGAACCGCAGCGGUUGACGAUCUCGGACGACGAUUUCCAUUACAAUUUCACGCUGUAUCAAGUCCGGAUUAACAUGCGCAAAUCGUUCGAGCAGUAUAAGAAGCAAGUGCAGGCCCUGUUGGGCGGUUUUUCGCGACUCCGUGAUCGAACCAAAAAGGAGUCCGAUGAAGACAAGGACGAGUUGUUCCACGUCAUGAUUGUGCAGUUCAAGUACGAUCUGGAUGAACUGUACGACGAGUUUGUGGGGAAGUAUGGUACUGACAUGGUGGAGAUGGAGUACUUCGCUCUGUGCAUUGAAAUGCAGCGGGAGAAUGUCAAGAUAUGCGAUCGGUUCGUCAGCUCCGUCACCCCGCUGAUGACGUACAACCUAUUCGAUAAGACAGAUCCACGGAAUCUGAUUAAGGCGUGCCCCUUCUGUGGUCUGGUGUGGUGGAAGACGGAGGGUUGCGACGGUGAAACCAGGUGCGGUAGCCGCGUUAGCGCCGCCUUUGACUCGCGACCAAAUCGCAGAUCCUGGUUUCGGUAUGCCUUGGAAUGGAUCAAUGGCGAACUGGUCCACAGCAAGAAGCCAGUGGCCAGGCCUUUCGUCGGACCUGCACAGGCGUCUCAGUGGGCCGAUGGAGUUGGAUGUGGCCGACCAAUUACUUGGAGCGAGUUGCCCAAACUGAAGGAUGAAGUUCUGUUCAAAAUUUUCGAAGUGAAAACCAUGGAUGAAGUGAAGAGCAUCAUGCAGAAUGACGGGUACAAGAAAGCCAGAGCUAAUUAUGUCAGCAGCAUCGAUACAACCUUCCAUUCCUGAAUGGCCUCACCUCCGUUUUUCCUUGGUAACCGGGUAACGCGGGAUUAUGUCAAACUGGUUCAACCGUUCAUCGCCAUUACUGUACAGAUUACUUAGUAUGCUCACUAUGCUGGUAUGUUAUGCCGAAAAGUCCUCGAAAUCAUCGCCUUUCUGC